AUGGCAACCCGUCCAGUACAAAGUACAGGUGCCUUGGCCACACACGAUUGGCCUCCAUGUUCAAAUUCACCGGCAGGAUGGACUGCACGACCGUCAGACGACAGCCGCUACCAACACUUUGGAAGCGGCACCCAUAGUGCUGACUGCGAGGGCAAAGAAUCCUCUGCUUCUGGACUGUUCGUCUGGCCGUCGACUGACUUUCCGUGUCUCCCAACACCGCCAUUGCGGCCGGUCGAGUCGACUUCUGACAGCACCAGCACUACCAGCGAGGACCUGUGCGGUCCAGAUCGUCUCUUCGGGUCGCUUCUGGCUUCCUCGACACUGUUUCCAGCCUCUGUUGCUGUCGUCGGGCAUAGGAUGGGCGAAGACUUGAACGAGGCUUUGCCAGAUCUCGGACAGCGCAUAAAGGAUCCGCUUGCUCGGGACGCUGCCAACGUGACUCCCGGGAUCGACGAUACUCCCUACCUUCGCCAUGCUCUUGAUGCCCUCACGGAAUGCAUUGCGCCGUCAUUGGGCGGAGCUAACAACGGCAGCAGAAGCGCGCCUAACGAUCAGGACUGUCUCACAACACAGCCGCCUUCCAGAGAUACUCGUGGAGCCGACAUCGGCCCACUGCCUGCCUCUCUUCCGCUGCUGUCGUUCCCUCGGCCUGUGCGCGGCGGACCCGAUAUUGGAAAGCACUCACUCGUUCACGCCGCUCACUCGCCUCGUCAAUUCGACCCAGUUCAAACCUACAUCGCCCCUAGGCUUUUCCCUAGACAUGAUGGGCAAAAUCUCCCACGACCUGAUUUCAAACCCGCCAUUCUGCGCCCGGUGUCGUUGGCGGUUUUCACUGCAUUGUGCUUUCUUCUUGAUGUCGGUCUCAUCUUCAGUGCCGUCUACUCGAGGGCAUUUGACGGACUCACCGUCCGCAGCAGCAACACGUACGGGAGUCAGUAUUUUGUCUUCCGCAUCUUCCCGCAGCUGAUAUCUGCCAUCGCAUUUCUCUACGCAUAUUCCAUAUCCCUGGCCAUUAUCAGAAUCCACCCGUUCGUUUGCAUGGCUGCUGCUCUGCGUCCUGGAAAGUGCAGCCGUGAUGGAGCUGUGUUCGACCGCCUGUAUCCAAUAUCCUUCCUCUGGCCGCCCUUGUUGGGCACCGCGACUUGGCACGUCUGGGUGCCUCUGUUGGGCUUCUGGCUAAUGAACUUUGCCGUGCCGCUCCAGAGCUCCGUUUUCUCUGUAGUCGUCGUCAAUGGCACAUUGCGGUGGGCGACUGUGCAGAGUGUUGCUUGGACAUUGGUUGGACUUUACUCGUCUGUCGCCACCGCGACAUUCAUGCUGCUGAUCUACUUCCGAUACAACAUGACCGGCCUUCUCUGCGACCCGCGAUCCAUUGCAGACUUUAUUGUUCUUUCUUCCGAUAGCAGUACUCUUGCAGAUUAUUACGGCACGGAGGUGAUGGGCACACGCGAUGAGAUACGCGUUGCCCUCCGCCAGCGAGGCCCAGACAGGCUUGGAUACUGGACCUGGGACGAUGGCCGUGGGAAACAGAUAUGGCACGGAAUCGGACCAGGCCAGGCGGACAGCAUCUGGCGUGGACAGAGCCAAAAUGGCAAUAAAGCUGGACGUGAACACGGCGGCGGAAUACUGGGACGAAAUGGUGUCCACCGAACGUCUGGAGACAACAGCUUAAGAGAUACGGCACCCUCGCCUCAAACAGGGUCGGCUCGCUACAGCUAUCUUCCGUGGUGCAUGCGCAGUAUCCAGCUCCUGUGCUUUAUAGCAGCGUCGUUUUCUCUGCUUCUGGCACUGUUUAUCGUUUCCUUCCUGCCUUCUACCCACUUUGAGGCGGGCUUUCUACCCGAGGUGGCCACGACCUCGACAUUAGGUGCAUUUUCGCCUGCCAGCUUCCUCUAUAGCUUUCUGCCUGCUCUUCUUGGCCAAAUCAUGUUCCUGUUAUUUGCCAGCCUGGAGCUGUCGUUUCGGAUCUUGCAGCCGUGGGCAGAGAUUGCUAGGCAUCCCGGGGGUGCCCCCCCUGAAGCCUCCAUCCUGGCAGACUACCCGGCCUGUUUACCCUUGCAGAGCACCUUGCAUGCUGCUAUCAAUCGUCACUGGCAUGUUGCUGCCUUGUCUCUGCUGUCAGUAUUGUUUGCCUUCCUUCCUGCCCUGGCCGGCGGCUUGUUUCUGGCAUCGGAAGCUCCUCUGGGGGGUAGCAAGGUGCGCAUGGUUUCAUAUAUGGCGCUAUAUGGCGUUGUACUCGCACUCUUGGUCCUGUAUUUUGCAUGCCUUGUGGCCGCGCUGCCAUACCACCACGACUUCCGGCUGCCGCACGGCGUCACUAGUAUUGCAGAAAUUUUGAGCUUCUGUGCCAACGAUGACCUUGCACGCACUACAGAUGGUGGCCGACGCCUCGGCAUACAUCGCGUCCGCCGGUAUACAGAACUGGCCAACCGGCCGAACAGCCGACAGCCCCCGCAGACGAGGGGCUGA
Grosmannia clavigera kw1407 is the source of this 2469-nucleotide messenger RNA. RefSeq lists its product as uncharacterized. The transcript has 2 exons. The record is from RefSeq and is a predicted model, not a curated record. Bases 1 to 2469 code for a protein of 822 amino acids. Lineage: Eukaryota; Fungi; Ascomycota; Sordariomycetes; Ophiostomatales; Ophiostomataceae.